CGUACAUUCGAUUUCGACCUCUUCAAAGUUUGUAGAGAGAGAAAGCAAAAGAAAUUGUAGAGAGAGAAGCAGAGGAGCACGUAAAAGGCAAUCGUCGUCGCAACCAAGAUCUGGAAAGAUGUUCAACUAUACUAGCGUAAGUAGCGGCGGCGGCGCGGCCGAGAUGAAAGGCGGAGAAUUUGAUAUAGAAUCGGGAGAUAUGCUGUACCCCGGAAUCGGGCACGGCGAGAAUCAGCUGCGGUGGGGAUUCAUAAGGAAAGUUUACGGAAUAUUGUCGGCGCAGAUCCUCGUCACCACCGCGGUCUCCGCCGUCACUGUUCUGUACGCUCCGGUCAACGAUCUCCUGCGUUCAAGUCCCGGCUUACUGCUUUUCCUCGUCUUUACCCCCUUCAUAUUGUUGUGGCCCUUGCAUGUUUAUCAACAAAAACACCCGUUGAACUUCGUUUUCCUUGGGCUCUUUACUGUUUCUCUGAGUCUGACGGUUGGCAUGACCUGUGCCAAUACUGAAGGAAGAAUUGUGCUUGAAGCCUUAAUCUUGACAUCAGCCGUAGUUUCGGCUCUGACUGGGUACACUUUCUGGGCUGCUAAGAAGGGCAAAGACUUCAGCUUUCUGGGACCAAUCUUGUUUACUAGCCUAUUUAUCUUGGUUCUGACCAGUUUUAUUCAGGUGUUCUGCCCACUAGGACCUACCUCUGUUGCCAUCUACGGUGCAAUCGGUGCCAUAAUUUUCUCAGGAUACAUUGUUUAUGAUACUGACAACCUGAUUAAGCGUUUCUCAUAUGAUGAGUAUAUCUGGGCUUCUGUCACCCUUUAUCUGGAUGUUCUCAACCUGUUCCUUACCAUUCUGCGCAUGCUGAAACAGGACAACUAGACUAUUAUGUGGUUACUGCAUAAGACAUAUUUGUUUUAGAUAAUCAUAGAAUGCUGCUGUCUCUUUUGGCAAGUAUAGAGAUAACUGUGUGGAAGUUGUAUGUCUCUCUACACUUGUGAAUGUGUGGUUGCUACAACACACUCAAACAAAGUGUAACCAUGAGCUUGUGUGAGUUGAUUUACAUAAAUAAGGAGCUUACAAUUUGGUGUAAUCCAUUUCUAUUUAACCUAUCUGCAAUACAAUUUUAGUGAAGUGUUGAUAAGAAA
This is a messenger RNA of Sesamum indicum (sesame), 1137 nucleotides long. RefSeq names its product Bax inhibitor-1 family protein. Lineage: Eukaryota; Viridiplantae; Streptophyta; Magnoliopsida; Lamiales; Pedaliaceae. Gene Ontology annotation, cellular component: membrane. The record is from RefSeq and is a predicted model, not a curated record.